Messenger RNA from Penicillium manginii, 1116 nucleotides. Its product is annotated as lipid-binding SYLF domain-containing protein. The coding region runs from base 1 to 1116 and encodes 371 amino acids. The record is from RefSeq and is a predicted model, not a curated record. Gene Ontology annotation, molecular function: phosphatidylinositol binding; actin filament binding. Gene Ontology annotation, biological process: actin filament bundle assembly; actin cortical patch localization. Gene Ontology annotation, cellular component: actin cortical patch. NCBI's taxonomy places the organism in Eukaryota, Fungi, Ascomycota, Eurotiomycetes, Eurotiales, Aspergillaceae. The transcript has 3 exons.
AUGCAGAGUCAGCUGCAGACCCCGACGGUGACAUCUUUGUCCGGCGAAUGUGCAAAAGCAGAGAAAAUCCUCAGAUCAUUCUUGUAUCCUAAGCAAAAGAAGUCGCAGGAUGAGGAUACAGAACACGGCAUCCCACGCGCAAUCCUAUCACGCGCAAAGGGAUUGGCUAUAUUCACCGCGACAAAAGCAGGAAUUGUAGGAUCAUUUCGUUUCGGAUCUGGUCUUAUCGUUGUCCGUCUUGAAGACGGCAGCUGGUCCGCCCCGUCAGCAAUGUCAACGGGUGGGAUUGGAUUGGGCACACAGCUAGGCUUCGAAAAGACAGACUUUAUUUUCGUGCUGAAUAGUGAGAAGGCAAUCAAAACCUUCACAAAAUCGGGAUCAAUCACGCUAGGCAAGAAUCUUUCUGUCGCACUAGGGCCAUACGGACGAAGUGCGGAAUUCAGCGGUGUGCUUAGCUCAAAGGGAAUGGCUGGUAUGUUUGCCUACUCAAAGUCACGAGGUAUUUUCGGUGGCAAGUCAUUUGAGGGUGGAAUCAUCGGGGAGCGACCGGAGACGAACAAGAAGAUGUAUGGUAUAACCAUAUCGGCAAGUGAGCUUUUGAGUGGGAAAGUUGAACCACCACCGGAGGCUGGGCCAUUGAUGGAGAUAUUGAAGUCGGAGAAAUUUCGGAUUCCUGAUGAGCAAAUGGAUGUCUCACCGAUGGCAUCAACAGAGCAGCUUACCCGCGAUAAUCACCAGGAUGAUUCCAAGACUCGUCAAGAGGAGCUUGCCGAGGAUGGUCAUCAACAAGCUGGACCUCCUGUUGAGUUAUGUGCUGAGCCAAAGACUCAAUUUAUUUCCGAAUUACCCGCCGACACACCCGCCGACAUGUGCUUUGAGCUACCGGCUGAUAUGCCCGGUGAUUCUUCUAAGAAAAUCGGAGAGAACCCAGCCGAGGAGCCUACUACAGUCAAUGAAUUAGAUGCGGGACCUUUCAAUGAAGUUUUCGAACUCCCUGCUGGGGUCCCGUUCUUCCUCGACGGGCAACAAGCCGAUGAUGACAUACCAAGCCCCGUCGAACGAGAUUCUCUCCAACCGCUUCCUCUGAGGAUACAAAAGCGAGGCACCAAGUCCUGA